AGUCGUAAGAACGAUAACGUUUCCUCCACGUCUCACUCACACUCUCCCUCAAACUCUUCCUGGACACUAAAAUGGCGACUUGUUCUCAACUGCUCAACUGCUUUCAAAUCAAAGGAAGGCCGGCUCUUUCAUCCAAUCGAGGCCAUUUCCAUGUUUCUGAAAACCUUAGGUGUCCAACGAAAAGAAAGUCCCAACUUGCUCGAUGUAGCUCAUAUUUUAGAGAAAUCGUGUCAUUCCCUAGCAAUGAACUGCCAAAAAUAGAUGCAUAUCUUUCGGGAGAGCCAUUCGAUGCACACGCAGUUGUUGACAUUCUCAAGAUCGACGUACCAGGUACAUCAUCACAUGGUGUUUUAGAUUUUAUGCAGAGAUUGGUAGUAGUAGCUGAUUUGGACCCGGCUACUGCGAAGAUUGCAAUUGGAUUUCUUGGACCCUUUCUCUCCAUAUUUGGUUUUCUGUUUAUAGUGAGAAUAGUAAUGUCCUGGUACCCAAAGCUGCCUGUUGGAAAGUUCCCAUUUGUCAUAGCUUAUGCUCCCACCGAGCCACUUCUCAUCCCAGCACGUAAGUUGAUUCCACCCCUUGGUGGAGUUGAUGUAACUCCUGUGGUGUGGUUCGGAUUGAUCAGUUUUCUUAGUGAAAUAUUAGUGGGCCGGCAAGGGCUUCUUGUCAUUCUUUCUCAACAAGUUGGCUGAUAAAUUUGAAAGAUGAUGUAGGAAUGAAGAAUGCUCAUCUAUGGAAAUGGUCUUCUCUGCUGUGAUAUGGGAGAGUUUUCAUUUUUUUUAAUUUUUAAUUUUUAAUUUUUUUUUUAUAAGUAAUGUCAUUUCAUUAAUAAAGCGCAGAUGGACGUAACCCUAGUACACAUGGAGUAUACAAGAAAACUCCUAAUAGGAAGGAAAAGAAUGUUUCACUUUUCUGAUUGUAAA
Messenger RNA from Alnus glutinosa, 920 nucleotides. RefSeq names its product protein COFACTOR ASSEMBLY OF COMPLEX C SUBUNIT B CCB3, chloroplastic. The record is from RefSeq and is a predicted model, not a curated record. Lineage: Eukaryota; Viridiplantae; Streptophyta; Magnoliopsida; Fagales; Betulaceae. The transcript has 3 exons. Bases 72 to 689 code for a protein of 205 amino acids. Gene Ontology annotation, cellular component: chloroplast thylakoid membrane.